CAUAGAACACACCAUUGUGCAGCAGACACUUCAGUGCUUCUCUGACUGAGUUUCACAUCACAGUCGCACACAUUCUCUCUCUUUCUCUGUGUGUGUGUUCGUGUGAUGUAACUGUUGAAGUCGAGCGGGUCGUAACGGGGCGAUUCGUCUGUUCAUCAUCAUCUGAGAUCAGUCAGAACAGAUCAGACAGACAGACGCUCUUGAGAACCGUCUCAUGAUGUGGCUGCAGGUUUUGUCGGCGUGUCUGUUGGCAGUGUUGUGUCGGGCGGCUCCUCACGCUCACAUCAACCGUCUCGCUCUCUUUCCUGAUAAAAGCGCCUGGUGUGAAGCCAAGAACAUCACGCAGAUCGUGGGUCACGCUGGCUGCACGCCGCAGUCCAUCCAGAAUAGAGCUUGUCUGGGUCAGUGUUUCAGCUACAGCGUCCCGAACACUUUCCCACAAUCCACUGAGUCUCUGGUUCACUGUGACUCCUGCAUGCCUGCGCAGACGCAGUGGGAGGUGGUGACUCUGGAGUGUUCGGGCAGUGAUGAAGCUCCUCGUGUGGAUAAGUUAGUUGAACACAUUCUUCACUGCAGCUGUCAGUCGUGCAGUAAGGAGAGCGCUCAGGAGGGGGCGCUGCUGCAACUUUACCCGUCAGAGGGGGCGCUGGAGAGCCCGUCACUGUCAGACAAACAGACACACACAGACACACACUCUCAGCAGCGCGCUCGCACACGCUCUGAUGCGCUGCACUUAGACACGUCAGAGGCGGGCUGACGUCUUGUGCACUUCUCAUCACACACUCACAAACACACUUGUGUCUCAUCACAUCUGCUUCUUACUCAACAAUUGCACACUUAUAACUCUGAGCUGUUCUUACACACACACAACACGACUGACCUGUAUUAAUUCACACACACAGAAAUGUUCAGAUGUAUGUUUGUACACACAAUGAUUCUCUCUCUGUCACACACACACAUGCUCUGCGUCAGUUGUUUGUGUAUUGUUGUUUAAUCACAAUAAAAGUGUCAAAUCAU
Triplophysa dalaica is the source of this 1017-nucleotide messenger RNA. It is a transcript of the gene nbl1, whose product is annotated as NBL1, DAN family BMP antagonist. Lineage: Eukaryota; Metazoa; Chordata; Actinopteri; Cypriniformes; Nemacheilidae. The transcript has 4 exons. The coding region runs from base 215 to 757 and encodes 180 amino acids. The record is from RefSeq and is a predicted model, not a curated record. Gene Ontology annotation, molecular function: receptor ligand activity; BMP binding. Gene Ontology annotation, biological process: animal organ morphogenesis.